GUCUGUUGUUCGGGUUGGGAGUAGGCGCCUUUGACAGCGGUCUGCCGCUCCGUUUCAGCCAUUGCCGGGGCAACAAUUUCUACAUUUGUGGAGUUUUUGACGCGACAGGACAGAGUGUAUGAAGGAGGACACGAUGAACGUGGAGGCUCUGAGCAGAGCAGAGCUGCUGACGCUCCUCAGUAUCUUAGAGGGAGAGCUGGAGGCCCAGGAGGUGGUCAUUCAUGCCUUUAGGGCUCAACACAAAGAUGCUUUCAUCCAGGAGCGUUAUGGCCAAUAUGACCUCAGCGAUCCCUUUCUGGCCUUACAACGGGACGGCAAUGCAACUAAGAACCAAAACACAUUUGCCCAAACUCAUGCACACUUGCAUGAACAGGCAGUGGGCCCAAAUCCUUUAGCUGUCUUGAAACUGGUCAUGGCCCACUGUAAGAGGAUGCAGGAAAGGAUGAUGAGACAGUUGGCAGCGACUGAGAGCAGACACAAAAAGAUGAUAGCUGAUCUAGUGGAGGAGAAACAGCGGCAUGCCCAUGAAUCUACCCAGAGGGACAAUUUCUCAUUGAUACUGCAAACAGAGAGAGACAACCUCUUGCAACAGCUUGAAAUUGAGCGAGCAUCAGUGCAGCGGCUUGAGAGAGACCAAGAUCAGGCUGUGCACCAGGCAGAGGAGUCGCUGAUCCAGCAGCAGCAGCUUUCAUCAACUCUCACCUUAGAGCUCCAGAGGGCCAGCAACCAAGCACAGGGUGAGGCUCAGAAGGUCUCAGAGCUCCGUACUUUGCUUCAAGAGGAGACGGGCAUUGUGGAUAAGCUCAGGGGGCUUCUUGAAGAGGAAACGGGCAGAGCGGCAGAGCUCAAAGCUCAUUCUGAGAGGAAUCUUGCUGAUUUUGCUACAGAGCAACAGCAAUUGAAAGCCAGGCUCAGAGAGGAAGAGGAAAAGUGCAAGGAACUGAGGGAACAGCUGGAACAGCUGAAACAAAUAUUGGCUGACACCAGCAAAGAAGGGUCAAAGAAAGCAGUGACGCAUGUAAAAGAUUUAUCCUCCAAGAUGGCCACAGUAACCACCUGUGUUCAGACCGAGCCUGAUGGAAAAAUAACUGUACCGGCGAAAAUAUCCGUAAUGUCAAAGGUCAACGGCCAUCACCUUCUAAAAGAGACAGAGCUGACUCAGGAAGGCAGAGAAACAGACAACACAGGGCUGCUGGAAAAUGGUGGAGGAGCAAGUUUACAUUCACCUCUCCAACCUCAUCCUCAUGCUUACCCCCCUUCUCCGUCCAGCACUGCCUCCUCUUCCCUGUCUUCUUCUCCCAUUUCCUCCCCAAUAUUAGCUAAACGUCUCACCAGCCCAGGCUUCCACCAGUCCUCUUACCAGGCUGGAGUCAAUCAGAGAUUCCAGGCUGCCAGACACAAGUUCCAAUCCCAGGCUGAACUGGAACAACAACAGCAUGGUGGUCCCCUUUCCCCCAGGGACCUCUCACCCACCACCUCUUAUAACCUUGCCCAACCAGAGCACAGUGCAGCCAAGCAGCUGGCCCGCAACACUGUCACACAGGUUCUGUCCCGGUUCACUAACCAGCAGGUUGGUGUCAAGCUGGUACAAAUCAGCAGUUCCCCAUUUGGUACGGACUACCGUAAUUUAGCAGCUUCACCAACUGGAGCAAGGUCUCCUUCUGGGCCUUUAUCUCCAGGUAUUCGCUCCCCACUUACCCCGCGAUCAGAGAGGACUCAUGCUCCUCCGAUUCCUCCCAAGAAGCCAGGCAUGAGUCCGACUCCAGGCUCCCCAAGUCAUUCUGCCCGAACCAGCUUGUUCCCAGAGCUGACAGGGAACUGUGGACCCAGUAACAAUAGACAGGAUGAAUCAACAGAAAUGGACCUGGUUUUAUCUUCUAGUAGUUAACAUCUUUCUUAAAAACCCAUGAGCUACACAGAGAACACACAUUCUACCUGAUGCACUAUAUCAUGUCUCUGCCUCUUUUGAUAUCUGGAGGGCUAAAGAGCCAUGCAUAGAUGCAUCGAGCUAAAAAUUUUUUAAGGAGAACUAGUCUUGGCACGUUUAUCAUAGAAUUACUAACAAUGGCACCAAAAUGAGGACCAAGGAAUCAUCUGUGAUUAUUCUCAUGUUACUCACUGAGAACCUACAUUUAUUCACAAUAGGUGACCUCUGUAAGUACCAUUCACCAUUCUAUUAGUAGGACCUCCAGCUGGUAUUUUAGAGACAUUUCUUCACUGGACCAGUAAGCUAAGCUCUGUGGGAAUGUUGAAACGAUACACCCCUGUGCAGAUAGUUGACCCACGCCUGAUUUUUUUGGUUAUCUUCAUACAAAGAAUGCAGUGCAAAGACACGGCUCUAUGGACAUUAUGGAUGAAUAGCAGCCCUUAGAACUUAAUAGCUGACACAAAUUCACAAAAUAACACAAUGUUUUGUUAAAACUUGUAUUGCUGUUUGAAGACAUUACCCUGUAAAUUAAAUGGUCAUGAAUAUUAUUACAAGGAGUACACUAAGCAGUGAACUACUGCAACAUUUUGUAUGUUUGUGUUUUAGCCCAUUCACACUUCUACUUUGACCGAAUCAAAACAGACCUACAGUAGGUCUGUUUUAAGUAGGUCACCUACUUAUAUACAGUAUCUAUUAAAUGAUUAACAUCGUAUUCAUCAGAUAUUAUUUUAGGUGACUUUAUGUUUGCAAGAAUAACAUAUGCUGAUAUUUCAAACAGGAACACAAGCCCCUAGAGCUGUUUUUACUGGGGUUCAUUGUUUUUGUGGACAACUCAAGGCAAUUUCAAGAAAAUGUACAUUGCUCAGUGAUCAGAUGCACAAUUAAUUCAAUUCCUGGGGUAAAGUAAUUUAAUAUUUUCACAAAAAAUGUCAAUAACCUAAGGUUUUGUGGUUAGUUUGUCAAAAACGUAUUUUGAACACUCAUUCACCAAAUCUUUCAAUAGCAGUGUGUGAACAAACAGUGACAAUCCAGAAGUUGUUCAGUCUUUUUAUUCGUAUGACAGAAUGGGGCAUUACAGGCAACACAUCACUGAUGGACACACAGUCAGUAGCAUAAUGGAAGGGUUUAACACAGCUCAUCCAUCCAAAAUUUCUGCUUUAAUUUCAUGGUAUAUUCUUCUCGUUAGAUGUGGCCAUACAGAUGUCAAACACAUACUACUUUGCAUGGCAACUGAUUUACGUUCACUUGGCAUUGACCAACACAUAAUUUGUCACAGUACACUAUUUUAAGACUGCAACAGAAAACAGAAUUGUAAAAUAGAAAUUUGCAUACAUGGGCAAGAGAAUUGAGUUCUUUACCAUAGGAAAGAGAUUUUGGCAAACAAAUCUUGGUUAACAUGAAUAUGUUCUCCUUUCAGAGCAGAAAAGGAUACAAGUAGAGAUGAAACUGCCAAUGCAAGAGCGCAAUAUAGACUAGAUAAGAAAUGAUUUCAGCCGUAUGUGUGAAGACACAUUUUUAGAGGACACCCCAAAAACAGUCUCAUAUUUGCCAGGCAUACAGUACAUUGAUGGUUACAGGGCAGAGCUAUGCUAAGGAUUGUGGGUACCAAUUUUUAUUUAAUUAGCAAAACUUGACUUACUUUCAUCCAUGUCAGUCUGGUUUACAUGGGCAUGUUGGUGCAUAUCCAAGCUUAUUUAUGCCCAAAUGCAUGUCAACCACAUUAAAACAAAUUUUAUUUUACUAUAAACCCUUUUAUAUGACGGUGUUCUUUGUGUUUCUCACAUCAGAUGCGUUGUGCUGCCUGGCUUUAGCGUGUGUGAAUACACUGCGGUUACUGGUCUUCAUCAACAUGCUCUUCUUACAUCUUAGAUAGCUAAAUAAAGGUGUUACUGUAGCUGUCCUGAGCACAGCCCUGCACACACUGACCAAUCACCACACAUUCAGAAGUAACCAUUAUCUCCAAACAAAAACGAUAAUCAUGUCUCUAACCAAAGUUGUCCCACAAUCUGACAUACAUAUGUAUUACAGUCUUCUGUUUUGAUGACUUGUUUUAGUUGAUUCCUUGCCCCAAACUGAUAUAGUUUUGCUUUGGUGUAAGUCCUUGGGUAUGAUUACGUUCGACCAGUGGAGCCAGCAUCUCCCUGGCCAGUCCCUGACCUUCCACUAAGCAUUUUGCAUCUCCUUAACAAUUUUG
Messenger RNA from Nerophis lumbriciformis (worm pipefish), 4121 nucleotides. It is a transcript of the gene cttnbp2nlb, whose product is annotated as CTTNBP2 N-terminal like b. NCBI's taxonomy places the organism in Eukaryota, Metazoa, Chordata, Actinopteri, Syngnathiformes, Syngnathidae. The record is from RefSeq and is a predicted model, not a curated record.